This is a messenger RNA of Rhea pennata, 1754 nucleotides long. RefSeq names its product dephospho-CoA kinase domain containing (gene DCAKD). The transcript is spliced from 5 exons. The coding region runs from base 108 to 806 and encodes 232 amino acids. Gene Ontology annotation, molecular function: dephospho-CoA kinase activity; ATP binding. The record is from RefSeq and is a predicted model, not a curated record. Gene Ontology annotation, biological process: coenzyme A biosynthetic process. NCBI's taxonomy places the organism in Eukaryota, Metazoa, Chordata, Aves, Rheiformes, Rheidae.
UGUGUCGAUGAGCCUUCAGCAAAACGGUGCGAGCGUGGUUCAGAGCGUUGUGUGGUCUGGAUUGAGUUGCAGGAGGUCACCCAGCAAGCUGGAGCCUCAGUGCAGAAAUGAGCACGAUGUUCCUGGUUGGACUUUCGGGUGGAAUCGCGUCGGGGAAGAGCACGGUUGUGGCCAUACUCCGGGAACUGGGCUGUGCCGUGAUUGAUGCUGAUGUUAUUGCCAGGGAAGUGGUGCAGCCCCACUUCAAGGCCUAUCGGCAGAUAGUGCAUUACUUUGGCACCGAGAUCCUCUUGGAGAGCGGAGAGAUAAAUCGCGAGGCUCUAGGAAACAUUAUCUUCUCCCACCCGGAGAAACGGCAGCUGCUGAACUCCAUCACCCACCCUGAGAUCCAGAAGGAGAUGCUGAAACAGAUCUUGAAAUACUUUGUGCUAGGCUACCGCUAUGUGAUCCUUGAUAUCCCUCUGCUCUUUGAGACCAACAGAUUGACCAAGUUCAUGAAACACACGGUCCUGGUUUAUUGCGACCCGCAGACGCAGCUGCGGCGGCUGAUGAAGAGGAAUGGGUUGUCCCAGGCCGAGGCAGAAGAGCGCGUCGCCUCCCAGCUGCCGCUGGAUGAGAAGCGCAAAUUAGCCAGUCACGUCAUCGACAACUCCGGGGACCGCGAGAGCACGCGCCGGCAGGUCCUGCGGCUGCACGCCCGGCUGGAGGACUCCCUCGACUUCCUCUGGGCACGGCUGGCGCUGGGCACGGCUGUGGCCGGGCUUGGAGGGCUUGUGUACUUCCUCCUCCGGCAUUUUGUCUCUUAAUUCACCUUUUUUUUAAAGAGUGUUUUUUCUUUUGUCUUCUAAGGGGCUAGAUUUCCAGGUUUGAAAAGGGCAGUGAAAGGCCACCUGUUUUAAUGAGCUUUGCCAGCUGAAUGCAGACAGUAAGAUGAGGCAUCUCCUUGCAGACUUCCCAAGGUGAACGUGUUUUUUUUCUUUUUUUCUUUUUCUUUCUUUUUUUUUUUUUUUUUUUGCAGCACUGUCUCCCAACUAUUUGCUUUUAACUUCAUGCUCAGGUACUUACGGAGCAGCUGUGUCUCGGAGGGGCGAGAUUGCUCCGGGUGCUUGGCUGCUGCCUGCAAAAGGGGCUGAGGCCCACGUUAUCCUUGGGCUCAUCUGGACAGCAGGACUUCAGCCCCUGCUUCAGCCCAGGGUGGGUUUAGGCACUUUAAAGCCCGCUGGGACAAUCUCUUUGGCGGGGGAAUAGGUGGACUCUCGAGUCCUUUCUCUGCUACCAGCUGUCCCCAGGUUGGUCCCCUCCUAGCACUUGGCCCUGGCUAACCUGAGUUUAGAUGAGAGAUAUCCUCUUCUUUUGUGGAAAUUUAAAGGAAAGGCCUUAAAUCUGUCCAGUGGGGACAGAUGAUGCAUCAUCUCACGAGAAAAAGGUGCGCAGCUGACGGCUUGCAGUCCCUCCAGCCCUGUAUUUCUGCUGCUGCAGCCUAAGUAAUCCUGAGAUCGUUACUUGUGGGUCACCCUCCGCCAAAGGCUAGGGAUGCCGAGGGUCUUUGCGGGUCUGGUGCAUCCUUGGCAGUGGCUGAGCCUUGGGACCUGCCUCGGAGAAAUGCAUUUGCUGCUGUUUGAGUGUUUUUUUUUUUUCCCUUCCGUGGGUUCCUGGGGCAGAGCGCGAGUCUGGGCGAAGCGGGUGCUGGCUCUUCACGUUCUUUUUAAUAAAAUGCUAAACAGCAGCUGGCUCCCUAUGGCUCUAAAAUUUCC